Molecule: messenger RNA, 4869 nt
Organism: Chlorocebus sabaeus (green monkey)
Lineage: Eukaryota; Metazoa; Chordata; Mammalia; Primates; Cercopithecidae
Source: RefSeq, a predicted model, not a curated record
GCCUGGGUGACAGAGUGAGACUCCAUCUCAAAAAAAAUGAAAAGAAAAGAAAAAGACGUCAUGUGGUAAAAAAUCCCUUACUUGGAUUUAUCAGAACAUUCACUACAAUUAAAUCCACACUUUCUCCUCUCUCCUCUUCUUAUUUUCUGUAAAGAUAAGAACUCCUCCCAUAACCAUUUGGUUAAAAUAUGUUUUCAUUUCAGGGUCUGUUGACAUUCAGGGAUGUGGCCAUAGAAUUCUCUCAGGAGGAGUGGAAAUGCCUGGACCCUGCUCAGAGGACUCUAUACAGAGAUGUGAUGUUGGAGAAUUAUAGGAACCUGGUCUCCCUGGCUGUCUCUUCCAAAUGCAGGAUGAAGAAGUUCUCAUCAACAGGGCAAGGCAAUACAGAAGUGGUCCACACAGGGACAUUACAAAGACAAGCAAGUCAUCACAUUGGAGAAAGUUGCUUCCAGGAAAUUGAGAAAGAUAUUCAUGACUUUGUGUUUCAGUGGCAAGAAGAUGAAACAAAUGCCCAUGAAGUAUCCAUGACAGAAAUAAAAAUGUUGACAGGUAGUACAGAGAAAUAUGAUCAAAGGCAUGCUGGAAAUAAGCCUAUUAAAGAUCAGCUUAGAUCAAGCUUUCAUUCGCAUCUGCCUGAACUGCACAUAUCUCAGCCCAAAGGGAAAAUUGAUAAUCAAGUGGAGAAGUCUAUCAACAAUGCCUCCUCAGUUCCAACAACCCAAAGAAUUUCUUGUAGGCCCAAAACCCAUGUUUCUAAUAACUAUGGGAAUAAUUUCUCCCAUUCUUCAUUACUCACACAAAACCAGGAUGUACACAUGAAAGUAAAAUCUUUCCAAUGUCAUGAGAAUGGCAAAUCCUUUAAUUGUCGCUCACUCUUUAAAAAACAUCAGAUAAUCCAUUUAGAAGAGAAACAAUAUAAAUGUGACAUAUGUGGCAAGAUCUUUAAUCAGAGGCGAUACCUUGCACGCCAUUGUAGAUGUCACACUGGAGAGAAACAUUACAAGUGUAAUAAAUGUGGCAAGUUUUUUAAUAAAAAAGCACACUUUGCAUGUCAUUAUAGACUUCAUACUGGAGAAAAACCUUACAAGUGUAACGAGUGUGGUAAGAGGUUUGGUGGCAAUUCAGCCCUCUUAGUUCACAAGACAGUUCAUACUGGAGAGAAACCUUACAAGUGUAAUGAAUGUGGCAAGGUUUUUAAUCAACAAUCAAACCUUGCACGUCAUCAUAGGCUUCAUACUGGAGAGAAACCUUACAAAUGUAAAGAAUGUGACAAAGUUUUCAGUCGCAAAUCACACCUUGAAAGACAUAGGAGAAUUCACACUGGAGAGAAACCAUACAAAUGUAAGGUUUGUGACAAGGCUUUCAGACGUGAUUCACACCUGGCACAACAUACUGUAAUUCACACUGGAGAGAAACCUUACAAGUGUAAUGACUGUGGCAAGACCUUCGUUCAAAAUUCAUCUCUUGUAAUGCAUAAGGUCAUUCAUACUGGAGAGAAACGUUACAAGUGUAAUGAAUGUGGCAAAAGUUUUAAUCACAAAUCAAGUCUUGCAUAUCAUCAUAGACUUCAUACUGGAGAGAAACCUUACAAGUGUAAUGAUUGUGGCAAGGUUUUUAGGACACAGUCACAACUUGCAUGUCAUCAUAGACUUCAUACUGGAGAGAAGCCUUACAAAUGUGAAGAAUGUGACAAAGUUUUCAAUUUCAAAUCACGCCUUGAAAUACAUAGGAGAGUUCAUACUGGAGAGAAACCAUACAAAUGUAGGGUUUGUGACAAGGCUUUUGGGAGUGAUUCAUACCUUGCACAACAUCAGAGAGUUCAUACUGGAGAGAAACCAUACAAAUGUAAGGUUUGUGACAAGGCUUUCAGGUGUUAUUCACACGUGGCACAACAUACUAGAAUUCAUACUGGAGAGAAACCUUACAAGUGUAAUGAGUGUGGCAAAGCCUUUAGUGCACAGUCAACGCUUAUUCACCAUCAGGCAAUCCAUGGCAUAGGGAAACUUUACUAAAGUAAUGAUUGUCACAAAGUCUUCAGUAAUGCUACAACCAUUGUAAAUCAUUGGAGAAUCCAUAAUGAAGAGAGAUCUUACAAGUGUAGUAAAUGUGGCAAAUUCUUCAGACAUCAUUCAUACACUGCAGUUCAUCGGCGAACUCAUACUGGAGAGAAACCUUACAAAUGUCAUGAUUGAGGCAAGGUCUUCAGUCAAGCUUCAUCCUAUGCAAAACAUAGGAGAAUUCAUACAGGAGAGAAACCUCACAAGUGUGAUGAUUGUGGCAAAGCCUUUACUUCAUGUUCACACCUCAUUAGACAUAGGAGAAUUCAUACUGGAGAGAAACCUUACAAAUGUGAAGAAUGUGAGAAAGUUUUCAGUUGCAAAUCACAUCUUGAAAUACAUAGGAGAAUUCAUACUGGAGAGAAACCAUACAAAUGUAAGGUUUGUGACAAGACUUUUAAGCAUGAUUCACACCUGGCACAACAUACUAGAAUUCAUAGGGGAGACAAACAUUACACAUGUAAUGAAUGUGGCAAGGUUUUUGAUCAAAAAGCAACCCUUGCAUGUCAUCAUAGAAGUCAUACUGGAGAGAAACCUUACAAGUGUAAUGAGUGUGGCAAGACCUUCAGUCAGACGUCACACCUUGUAUACCAUCAUAGACUGCACACUGGAGAGAAACCUUACAAGUGUAAUGAGUGUGGCAAGACCUUUGCUCGAAAUUCAGUCCUUGUAAUUCAUAAAGCAGUUCAUACUGCAGAGAAACCUUAUAAGUGUAAUGAAUGUGGUAAGGUUUUUAAGCAACGAGCAACGCUUGCAGGACAUCGUAGAGUUCAUACUGGAGAGAAACCUUACAGAUGUGAAGAAUGUGACAAACUUUUCAGUCGCAAAUCACAUCUUGAAAGACAUAGGAGGAUUCAUACUGGAGAGAAACCAUACAAAUGUAAGGUUUGUGACAAGGCUUUCCGGAGUGAUUCACGCCUUGCAGAACAUCAGAGAGUUCACACUGGAGAGAGACCUUACACAUGUAAUGAAUGUGGGAAGGUUUUUAGUACAAAAGCAUACCUUGCAUGUCAUCAAAAACUUCAUACUGGAGAGAAACUUUACAAAUGUGAAGAAUGUGACAAAGUUUACAUUCGCAAAUCACACCUUGAAAGACAUAGGAGGAUUCAUACUGGAGAGAAACCUCACAAGUGUGAUGAGUGUGGCAAAGCCUUUAAUUCACCUUCACACCUCAUUAGGCAUCAGAGAAUCCAUACUGGACAGAAAUCUUACAAAUGUCGUCAGUGUGGCAAGGUCUUCAGUCUGAGGUCACUCCUUGCAGAACAUCAGAAAAUUCCUUUUGGAGACAAUUGUUUCAAAUGCAAUGGGUAUAGCAAACCGUCAAGCAUUAAUUGACAUUAGAGUCAAAUCAGCCUUGACCUGAGUUUGAGUUGACUUAACUUUGAGUUCAAGCAUUAAUUGACAUUAAACUGUUUAUGUUAAGAGAAUUGGGCCAGGCACGGUGGCUCACACCUGUAAUCCCAGCACUUUGAGAGACCAAGACAGGUAGGUCACUUGAGGUCAUGAAUUUGAGACCAGCCUGGCCAACAGACGGGAGCCACUUAUCCCAGCCUGUAUGUUCUUUUAUUUAUUCUUUUAAGAUGGAGUCUUGCUCUGUUGCCUAUGUUGUAGUAGAGUGAUGUUAUCUCAGCUCACUGCAACCUCCACCUCCCAGGUUCAUGCGAUUCUCCUACCUCAGUCUCCCAAAUAGCUGGGACUACAGGCUCCCGCCACCAUGCCUGGGUAGUUUUUUGUAUUUUUAGUAGAGACAGGGUUUCACCAUGUUAGCUAGGAUGUCUUGAUCUUCUGACCUUAUGAUCUGCCCACCUCCACCUACCAAAGUGCUGAGAUUACAGGCGUGAGCCACAGUGCCUGGCCUGUUUUUUUUUUCUUUAACAAAAAUUUAUAGAAAUUUCUCUAAGUAUUGUGUUGAAUCUAAAUCACAUUCGGUUAUAUAAUCAUUUAGCAAUACUAUUCCAUUCAAUAUGGCUUGUGUCUCUAUUUAUACAUGUUUUUAAUCAUUUUGAUCAAUGUUUGUAGAUUGCAAGGUAGAAAUUUCUCACCUUUUUAUGUUUAUUCCUUAGUAUUUCUUUCUUUAAGUUCUUUAGCAAUUGAAAGUGUUUUUUAAAUUUUCUUUUAUAAUGGUUUAUUGUUAAUGUAUGGAGAUUCAACUAGUUUUCGCUGCUGUUAUUCUGUUCUGCAAAUCCACUGCAUAUGUUUAUUAGUUCCAGUUGCAUUUUGGUUGACUCUGUGAUUUUCUACACAGAAGAUCAUGUCAUCUACAAACUAUUGUAAUUUUACUUCUUUCUUUCUGAUUUGGGUGAGUUUGAUUUCUUUUGCUAUUUCAUUGCUCUGGCUAGGACAGCCAAUAUUGAUUGAAUAGAAGGGGUGAGAGUAUUCUUGCAUCAUGUGAGAUCCUACAGGAAAAGCAUUCCAUUUUCCCUGAUUGGUUAUUUCCACUGUGGUUGUUUCAUGCAUAGUCUUUCUAUUGUUGAGGUAAAUGUCCUUCUGUAUCUAUUUUGUUUAGGAUUUCCAUGAUGACUGGAUGUUGAAUUUUGUGAAAUGCUUUUUGUCUGUCUACUGAGAUGAUGUGAUUUUCAUCUUUCAUUCUGUUCAAGUGGUAUAUCACAUUGAUUUGCUUGAAUAUGUUGAACCAUCCUUGCAUCUCAGAAAUAAGUGGCACUUGAAUAUCUACAAUCCCUUUUAUAUCCUCUUGAAUACAGUUUACUAGUACAAGGGGUCUUCAGGAAGUUCAUGGAAAAGUACAUAUUAUGAGAAAACUGUGCAUGAUGUCACAUUUUUUGCACCAAAAUAAACUGGUACAAAUCUGUUA